CGUGGCAGGUUUUGGUUCAAGAUCUCUUUCGAAGACUCCUCGUUUCAAAGACAAGAAAGAGGAUGGCGAAGUUCGCCGUCGUCUAGUUUCCUGAUGAGAAGAGAGUUGCCAUUGUGCCGGUGUCAUGGACCAUGAAGAGUGGGCGACUGUGCAUGUGGCCUCCAAAAACCUGGCCAAGCUUCAAAGUUAUAUCGACAGUGAAAAUGGGAAAGCCACCGCAAUCUGGAAUGCAGAUCUGCCAGUCGCGACGUUUGAGCAAAUGUGACACAGUAAGUCUCACCUGUACAGCUGUCUCACUUUAUCAUAGUUCCACUGACUGCAUUCCCCCAUUGGGUUAUGCAUUCCUCCACUUGAGAUAUAAUAUUCCUCUUCCUCAUAAUGUUUCUGCUGUAUCACUUGCGUAUUAUGAGCAGGCAGUCACGCGGCAAGAGAGAAGUCUUUUCACACCAAACUGUGAAUCGGAGCACGACACAGAUUCCGAAGAUGUGUUCGGAAUAGUUUCACAAAGUUCGGUUGAUGGUUCGCAAAGUGGAGUGGGACAGGCUACCCUCCAACCCACAGCGGGGAAGCCCACAGACUUGUCAUCCGCUGUCACCUCAAUGCCGGCACCACCGAAGGGCAAAUUAACUGGACAGAAGUUGCCAUCAUCAAAAACACGACAGCGCAACAUGGAGCCCAGCUGCCAGUCCUCACCUGGUGCAGGAAAUAGCCAACCAGGAACACCAGCUCUUCCGUCCAAACCUGUGCCACCGAAGCGCAAGCUAGCUGACUUGGUGUCAUCACCAAAGCCUCAAGAACACAGUGAGAUUGGGGGCGAUCCUUUGCAAGAUGUUUCAAGUGAGGAAGACUGGAUCUUUGAAAGAUAUUCAGAGCAAGCAACAGUUUCAGAACCCGAAGGAACAGAAAAUGAAACACAGACCUCCCGGAUGCAGUUGACCGCUGUUGAGUACCACAUCAUCACGCAUUUAGAUUAAGCAAAGCAAAACACCAAGGAAGUUUUAUCCACACUCAAGCACAUCCAAAGAACUCAGCUGGACAUCUUCCAUACGCUGAGCCAGCUUGUGGGACGACACGACGACAGUGGG
This is a messenger RNA of Ornithodoros turicata, 1085 nucleotides long. RefSeq lists its product as uncharacterized. The transcript has 8 exons. The record is from RefSeq and is a predicted model, not a curated record. Lineage: Eukaryota; Metazoa; Arthropoda; Arachnida; Ixodida; Argasidae. The coding region runs from base 132 to 974 and encodes 280 amino acids.